AUGGAGCCAACAUACCCUUCUCUACAUCCUCUUCCAAACCGUCUGUCUCCCCCUACCUUGCCUUACACGCGUCACCAGUCCGACAACCUAAACCAACACUAUAAUCACCACACAAACUACAAAGACUACCACCACUACAACCACACUCAACACUGGAGAUCCCACGAUUUGCUUCAACUGCAAUCAUUGCUUUGCAACAAGCCACAGCAAGACACUAACAACCACCUUCCUCCCCUCAUCCUUCUUAGCUCUAUCUCGUCGUCCACAACCACCUCAACAAACAACAACUCACCAUAUGGAGGUCAAUCGCCUUCUCUAUCAACAUCAUUCUCGUCUUCAUCCUCAUCCUCAUCCUCGUCUUCAUCAUCCUCUCCUCCUCUUUCUUCUUCUUCUCCCUCACCUUCACCAGCCGCUGAAUCGAUCUCAACCUUUCCUUCGCCCCAACAAGAUCAAGACUUUGAUUUGGAUCACAAUAAGCAGCACCACUGGUCGCCUUCACCACCAUCAUCUUCUGCUUCUGAUAAUGUUGUCGUUGUUGAUGAUUCUGUCCGUGGCAUAGUAUCAGUCACCUCACUUCUUAACCCAGUUCCCGAGUUGCCUGAACCAAAGCGAAAAAAGAAUCGAUCUGGUUACUUGUCCGAUGCCCGGAACCAAAUGCCUGCCACCAAAAUCGCCCCAAACAGAUCGUCUUCUAAUAUUCUGCUCAAACGUGGUAGACCCCGUCAACUAACCCUGAACAACACGAACAUGAACAUGAACAUGAACAGUAAUAAUAUUAAUUCUAGCAUUUUCGGCACGUCCGGUACUCCCCCUGUUGCUGCAGAUCAUUUACAUUUUACACAAAACACCAAAAAACAACGUCGUUACAAAUCCAAAAAGAAUAAAACAGAAAACAACCAUAAUGAUGAUGAUGACGAUAACCAUAUCGCGCUUGACGUCUCGGAAGAUCACCGACGCCUUAACAAAGGGCUACGACACUUUAGUAAGCAGGUUUGCGACAAGGUUGCCAAGCGAGGAACAACAACCUACAAUGAGAUCGCAGAUGAGCUUGCUACAGAUAUCAGAAACUCUCCCCAAGACAAUCAACCUGGCUGUGAUCAAAAGAACAUUCGUCGUCGUGUGUAUGAUGCUCUCAAUGUACUGACGGCGAUAAACAUUAUUGAAAAAGAUAAAAAAGAAAUCAAAUGGCUUGGUAUUCCUGGCUGCACCAAUACACAUUCCGAGACCGCUAAAAGAGAAGCUGAUCUGUUGCGAGAAAUUGAAGAAGAAGAACGCUGUCAUAUCGAAUUGACUGCAUCUGUCGAGGCUGCACGAGAAAAACUCGCGCAGGCAAGUCUCUCUCAAAUGUUUGCUCUUCCCAAUUGCCCGACUGCCUUUCCUUGCCCAUCUUCAUGA
This is a messenger RNA of Phycomyces blakesleeanus NRRL 1555(-), 1395 nucleotides long. RefSeq names its product transcription factor E2F/dimerization partner. Bases 1 to 1395 code for a protein of 464 amino acids. The record is from RefSeq and is a predicted model, not a curated record. Gene Ontology annotation, cellular component: nucleus; transcription regulator complex. Gene Ontology annotation, biological process: regulation of cell cycle; regulation of transcription by RNA polymerase II. The transcript has 4 exons. Gene Ontology annotation, molecular function: DNA-binding transcription factor activity, RNA polymerase II-specific; RNA polymerase II transcription regulatory region sequence-specific DNA binding. Lineage: Eukaryota; Fungi; Mucoromycota; Mucoromycetes; Mucorales; Phycomycetaceae.